GAGAGAUUGUCGAAAGAUUUGGAUGAUGAAAAUAUAUGCCAAGGUUAGAUAAGACCUGAAUGCCAAUAACUCCACUAGUGAGAACGAAACCUCAACAUUUGCGUCGUAUCUCUAGAAGGCCGAAACUGCAACACACAUGAAUACUGAAAAUAAACCGUCGCCACCAAACAAAUCAGAUACGGAACAGGAGUCAUCGACCGACACGCAUGGGGAAUCAACUGAACAAAGAAACAAGGAAGCCUCAGCUGACAGUGCAGUCAACAAAGAGGACAAAAGCUUAAUUCGGGAUAAGGAACAGGAGUCAUCGGCCGUUACGCAUGGGGAAACAACUGGACAAAGAAAUCAGAAACCCUUAGUUAUCGGUGCAGUCAACAAAGAGGGUAAAGGAUCAAUUCAGGAUCAGGAAGAAGAGUCAUCAACCACCGCACAUGGGGAAACAACAGGAGAAAGAAAUGAGAAAGAUUUAGUUAUUAGUGCGGUGAACAAAGAUGAUAAAGGAUCAGAUCAGGGUGACAAUUCGAGCAAAGGGGCAUUGGACAGUGAAUGCAGAUCUCCCUCUCAAGAUUGGAAACGAAUUUACAUUAAAUGUCUUUCAAAUCUCCCAAAGCGAGCAUUUUCAAACUUCGCUGAGAGAUAUAUUACAAACAUUGAACCAAUUUGGAUGGCAGAUGAAGAUCUCAUACAGGAGGGAUCCCUCUGUAUUUCCGUUUGUUUCAAUCUGUCUCGUCUUCAGGAUGAGAUUGCAGCUGUCAUUCAAGUUACACCAAAGGGUUGUACGAACAUGCUUGUCGUGAUCCAGAACUGUAGAGAAGGAAUGUCACCAAGACCAAUGCUGAGGAGUAAUCCGAAUGAUAUCUUUAAAGACUUUACAAACAUCCUGUAUGACGAUGGAAAGUGUUACGAUUGUCAUAUCAAUUCUCUGGCUAGAGAAACAGUUCAGGCUUUCAUCGACAAUAACUAGAACAUAUGUUGAUACGUAUAUGUAUCUUUUUGUUUGAUGCCAAUAUAUUGUUUACAUUAUAUACCCUUUGAAGACCUGUCUGUUUUCUGUAUAGAGAGUAUGAAUUAAUAGAAAACAAGAGCACCGUUAAGAGGAAUAUCGGGAUGGAUUAGUCUAGAUGUGUUAUGAAUUUUAAGAUUACAUAUCCUUCACAAACUCUUUCUCUUUCUUUCUCAGAUGACAGUAAGUUUUUUUGUAUCACAG
Messenger RNA from Ostrea edulis (European flat oyster), 1204 nucleotides. RefSeq lists its product as uncharacterized. The record is from RefSeq and is a predicted model, not a curated record. Bases 137 to 961 code for a protein of 274 amino acids. The transcript has 6 exons. Lineage: Eukaryota; Metazoa; Mollusca; Bivalvia; Ostreida; Ostreidae.